AUGUCCUUAAGCACCCCUGCAAAGACGAUAUCUAUACCCGCUUCUGGAUGUAACAUCAACAAGGCUCAACUUCCCGAUAACGCCCUUGUCCUUCCUCCUACCACCCAGCUGCAAGCUUUACUCACCAUCAUCCGGAACGAGAAGACCCAAAGCACUUCGGAUAGGAUCAUUAGACUAUUGGUCGAGGAAGGGUUGAACCACCUUCCUGUCAUCCCAAGGACCGUGAGAACGCCAGUUGGAAAAGAGUAUGAUGGGGUAGCUUUCCAGGGUCGGAUAUGUGGGGUUUCUAUCAUGAGGGAGAUCUUGAUCCAAAGGGACGAAGAGACGGCGCAGGCUAAGUUAUUUUACGCCAAACUGCCGGAGGAUAUAGCCGAUCGAUAUUGUCUGCUCUUGGACCCGAUGCUAGCUACGGGUGGAUCGUGUAUCAAGGCCAUCGAAGUACUGCUCUCCCAUGGCGUUCAGGAAGAGCGGAUCAUCUUUCUCAACCUGAUUGCAUCGCCUCAAGGUGUCAAUAAUGUCUGCUCUCGGUUUCCCAAGCUCCGUAUCAUCACUGCAUGGGUCGAUGAAGGCCUGGACGCGAAUGCGUAUAUCGUCCCCGGUCUGGGCGAUUUCGGAGAUAGAUACUUUUUGUGA
Molecule: messenger RNA, 633 nt
Organism: Tremella mesenterica DSM 1558
Lineage: Eukaryota; Fungi; Basidiomycota; Tremellomycetes; Tremellales; Tremellaceae
Exons: 10
Coding region: 1-633 (210 amino acids)
Source: RefSeq, a predicted model, not a curated record